This is a messenger RNA of Manis javanica (Malayan pangolin), 1441 nucleotides long. RefSeq names its product Rho GDP dissociation inhibitor beta (gene ARHGDIB). The record is from RefSeq and is a predicted model, not a curated record. Lineage: Eukaryota; Metazoa; Chordata; Mammalia; Pholidota; Manidae. Gene Ontology annotation, molecular function: protein binding; Rho GDP-dissociation inhibitor activity. Gene Ontology annotation, cellular component: membrane; cytosol; cytoplasm. Gene Ontology annotation, biological process: Rho protein signal transduction.
UGGACUAUGGCACUCUACAGUUUCUUUCUUUCCUUGGAGGGGUAGUUCCUCUUUACAGCAAACUUUAUGAUUCUAACAAAGUACUAAGGAGGCUGCUAGAGUGACUCUGCAAAGAAGAGGAAGUCAGGGAGAGGAAUGGUCGCAGUGACUCAGGGGAGACAGCUCGGUGAGGGAGGGGAGAAUGUGCACAGCAGCCCAGGAGAUGAACCCUGAAUGUCCUGGAAAAGGACCAUGGAUGUAGCUACUGCGGAGUGCCUGAAGGGGUUUCCUGCAAGGUAGAAGCAAGCAUCUGGUCAAGCUCAGAAGAAAAAAGACCGUAGAUCCAAACUGAUAUGAUCAAAAUGACUGAAAAGGCCCCAGAACCACACCUGGAGGAGGAUGACGAGGAUCUGGAUGGCAAGCUCAAUUACAAGCCUCCGCCACAGAAGUCCCUCAAAGAGCUGCAGGAGAUGGACAAAGAUGAUGAAAGUCUCGCUAAAUACAAGAAAACGCUCCUGGGGGAUGGUCCCGUGGUAGCAGAUCCAUCUGCUCCCAACGUCACUGUCACCCGGCUCACCCUGGUGUGUGAGAGUGCUCCAGGACCGAUCACCAUGGACCUCACUGGGGACCUUGAAGCCCUCAAGAAAGAAACCUUUGUGUUAAAGGAAGGUGUUGAGUACAGAGUCAAAAUUCAUUUCAAAGUGAACAGGGAUAUUGUGUCAGGCUUGAAAUAUGUUCAGCACACCUAUCGGACCGGGGUGAAAGUGGAUAAAGCAACAUUUAUGGUUGGCAGCUAUGGGCCUCGGCCAGAGGAGUAUGAGUUCCUGACUCCCGCUGAGGAGGCCCCCAAGGGCAUGCUGGCCCGAGGCACUUACCACAAUAAGUCUUUCUUCACCGACGAUGACAAGCACGACCACCUCACCUGGGAGUGGAACCUGUCCAUUAGGAAGGAGUGGACAGAAUGAGUGCCUCUGCCCGUCCCUCCCCUGCCCUGGCCGCCUGAGCGAUGCUCUCGUUCCUGUCACCAGCGUGCCCCUCCUCCCUGUUCGCAGCCGGGGCUCAGCUCCGAUACUCUCCACGUUCUCUUAUUGACGCAUCUUAUCCUGCACUGUCUCUCAAAGUGGUCCUUAGCAUAAGAUGCUUAAAACCCAGGCUUUACUCCUGCCUACUCCUUCUGACCCCCCUCAUGGCCAGAUCUUCAAAGUUCUCUCCCUCAAAACACAAUCAUUUAAUAACUCUUUCUCUUACUCCCAUUUGAGCAACGAGAGGCCAGGAAAUGGGUCAACUGCCCCUCAGAGUCCCUUGGCCUUGGCUUCCAGUAGUUCAUCCCCCCUGUGGAUCCUUAUGUGGUUGCUGCUGGCUCAACAAAAGUCCCUAAUCACAUUCCCUGCCAGUUGGGGUUCUUUUCUGGAAGACACUGUAAAUGGCAUAAGACAGAAAAUAAAACAGUUGUAUGAUCUGA